Molecule: messenger RNA, 609 nt
Organism: Adineta steineri
Lineage: Eukaryota; Metazoa; Rotifera; Eurotatoria; Adinetida; Adinetidae
Source: the annotation of a GenBank genome assembly
AUGCGUUUUUGGCCACCCUUUCAUACAUAUUCACUUGACAUUAUAUCAACUAUUCCAAAUAAAUUCAUUUUUCGUGCACCAGAUCGUAUACGUCUUCAAAUGACUGUUGAUCAUCUUGAAAUAAAUGAAAAUCCUGGUACAUGUUUAACUCAUUAUAAUCAUAGUACACGUUUAUGGGAAUGUUUUCAUUCGCCAUCUACAAUUGGACAUCAUCGUCUUUUUAUUUGGGCUUUAGACAAUGAAAAAGAUGAGCAAUGGUUGACUGCUGUUCGAUUUGACAUAUAUAUUGAACAGAAAACUGAAUCAAAAUCUUAUCCAAUUACAACUAAUAUAUUCAAUAGACUUCGAUGUGAAUUAAUAACACCAAUGAAUGGUAUUCUUUCACGAAAAAAUUUACCAUCUCAUAUUAUUAUUCGUGCACCUAAUGUUCAUGAUGUACAAUUACAAAUUGAUGAACAAACAUUAAUUAAAGGGAGAUCUUAUCAAAAUGACAUUUAUAAACUUGAAAUUCCAACUGUAAUAUCUGAUCAUGCUACAAAAUGUGUAGUUAUGGGUAUAUAUUCUGAUGAUAUGUAUUAUUCGAUAUUGAUUACAUAUAAAAUCGAAUAA